This is a messenger RNA of Copidosoma floridanum, 1073 nucleotides long. RefSeq names its product glyceraldehyde-3-phosphate dehydrogenase-like. Gene Ontology annotation, cellular component: cytosol. Gene Ontology annotation, molecular function: glyceraldehyde-3-phosphate dehydrogenase (NAD+) (phosphorylating) activity; NADP binding; NAD binding. NCBI's taxonomy places the organism in Eukaryota, Metazoa, Arthropoda, Insecta, Hymenoptera, Encyrtidae. The record is from RefSeq and is a predicted model, not a curated record. Gene Ontology annotation, biological process: glycolytic process; glucose metabolic process.
AUGGUAACCGUAGGAAUCAAUGGUUUUGGCCGGAUAGGAAGGAAUUGUUUAAAAAUUUGCUUGGAAAAGAACAUUGAGGUGAAACACAUCAACGACCCCUUCAUCCAGACGGAUUACAUGAUCUACCUUUUCAAGUACGACUCGACACACGGGGUGAACAAGCUGCCUAUUCGUUGCGAGGACAACUCGAUAGUCAUUAAUGACAAGGGAACCAUCACAACGUCGUGCGAGAAGGACCCGACCAAAAUAAAGUGGGAGGACGCCGGCGUGAGAUUCGUGAUCGAGGCGACCGGGAUUUUCAAGGAACUCGAGAAAGCCCAGAUGCAUCGAAAGGCCGGGGCCGAGUUUGUGGUCAUCACCGCUCCAUCGAACGACGUGCCGACCUUCAUCUACGGUGUGAACCAUCACAAGUACGAUCGUCACCGACACGGCCAUUGCAUAUCCGCCUCCUCGGACACGGCAAACUGCGCGGCUCCGCUGGUCGCAGUGAUGCACCAGAACUUUGGCGUCGAGGAGGCCAUGAUCACGGCCAUCCACGCCGUCACGGCUGACCAGAGGAUCGUCGAUGGGCCGACCGUCAAGCUGUGGAGAUCCGGAAGGAGUGCGUUGCAGAACAUCAUUCCCUCUCCCACGGGCACUGCCAAGUGCAUCGGCAAAGUCAUUCCUGAGCUCAAGAAUAAGGUCCAGGCGAUCUCGUUUCGCGUUCCCGUCGCCAACGUCUCGGUCUGCGAUAUCACCUUCAGGGUGACUCAGCCGACGACGUACGAGCAGGUGAAGCGAGUGAUGCGCACAGCGGCCACCGGGGAGCUCAAGGGCGUCCUUAAUUAUACGGAAGACGACUGUGUCUCGACCGAUUUCAAUUGCACGCCCUACUCGUGCACUUUCGAUGCGAAAGCUGCGAUUCCGCUCACCAGUACUUUCGUCAAAGUUGUCGCCUGGUACGAUAACGAGUACGGCUAUGCUAAUCGAGUCAUUGAUCUUAUCUUGCACAUGAGUAGCGUUGAUUCUGGAAGCGUUUAUUCGUACAAAGAAAUUGACGAGCUGAUAAAGGAAGAAUCGCUUUGAAGAAAGGU